AGUGUGAAAUGCUUUGUUGGGUGGAUUCACUUUCAACUCCUUAUCACGGUCACAGGGUUACAGUGUAACCAGCUCAUCUUUAACCAUGCCCAGAAGUAUGUAUGUGCUAUAAUUGCAGGAAUCCCUGCACAGGGAAAAACGAUAUGCAAAUCCCAAUGAUGAACAAUGUCUGUCUGUUAGAGAUUUUUAACCUCUUGUGCAUCUUCUUCAGAAAAUUUUCUUGACUUUUUCUUCUGAGUCUUCACCUUCCUCCUCACUUUCCAUGCUCACACCUGGAUCUUUCCACCUCUUCCAUCUCAAGCUUCAGACAUAUUCAAACAUUUAUGUUACUGCUAUCAGGUUUUUACAUUGAAAGAUUGUGUUUUGUUCAAAGUUCAGUUCACCUCUGAAGAGAGGUGAAAGACAAAGUGUUUAGAAAGUGUGUGUGGGUGCUGUGCCUGUUGUUAAAGUCUAAACUACCAUUCCUUUUACUCCUACUGUUCCCUCUCAUUCUUAGUAUUCUCUUGUUCUUCUCUCUCUAUAUGCCCUCUCCAACUCAGUCAUGUAGUCCCUCCUGCCUGCUCUCUCUUUGAGUUGGAACUUGGAACAUUCCCUUCUUGGACCUCCCAAUUCCCAUUGUCUGGUUUUGGUCCUCUGCAUUUUUUGCUUUCUCUUUCCAAAGUACCCCAUCUGCAUUCUUGAAUCAUCUCUUCAAGAGAAAACUGAGAAACUCCACUAUAGCAAGCAAACGAACAAAGUUCUCCCUUUUAAUCUUCUCUGUUCAAAGGAAUGAUCUAAGAAAAUUAACAAUCUUCUCUCUCUGUCUGUCUCCAUCUCUCCCCCUGACCAUGUUAAGUCAAAAACAGUCAAAGAGAGACUGUGUUUCAAGGUGUUGAGUGUGGUUCACAUAAAAAACAUUAAUAAUGCCAAAAACCACCGUGACUGAUCUCCUUCAUCUCCUUCUCCUCCUCCUCCUCUCCACCAUACCGACCACCACUUCCGUUCACUACCACCGCCACCUCCUCCACCAACCUUUUAUUCCUCAAACCUCCCCCCCACCAACCUACCCCCCCUCUUCUUCCCCAUUUCUCUCCCCACAACCCCAACCUCAUCACAACCAACAACAACAAGAACAACAACCCAAAUAUCCUUUCUCCACAACUCCCCCUUCCACGCCUCAAAAUCCUUUCUUUCCUUCCUUCCCUUCCCCUCCACCCCCUCCUCCACCUUCCACUCUCCCAACUUUUCCCGCCAACAUCUCCUCCCUGCUCAUACCCCGCUCUCCAUCUCCCUCAUCCCACCGCCACCACCUCCUCCUCAUCUCUCUUUCGUCCUCCCUCCUUUUGGCCGCCAUCAUCCUCUCUAUCGCCGCCCUCACUCUCUUCCUCCGCCAUCGCAGCCACCAAAACACCUCGUCAGACGACAAAGCUUCUCGUUCAGACUCCCUCCGCUUAUUCCCUCCCAACAUUUCCCCAUCAGAUGCCUCCCAAAAGCCACCACCUCCACAACCACCGCUCCAACCGCCACGUUAUGUCUCAACCAACCGCAGCUCAGAGUUUCUCUACUUAGGCACCCUUGUAAACUCUAGAGUAGACCCAGAAAAAACAACCCAUUCUAGCAAUGGAGGUAUCAGGCUGGGAGUUACAUCUUCUCCUUAUCAAAAACUUGGCUCUCCAGAGCUAAAACCAUUGCCACCAUUGCCUAAAGUACAAACUUUUCAAAGUGGAGAGCAGUUUCUCCAAAAUGAACAAACCGGUAGUUUUGAAAACAAUGUUGAAGAUGAAGAAGAGGAGUUUUUUUCGCCUAGAGGGUCUUCAGGCAGAAGAGAGAGUCCACCACGAGGUCCACCAGCAAGAAUAGGAUCAAGUUCAAGGAGGGAGUUUCGAGGUGAGAACUUUGGGAGUAGAAGCUUCAACUCAAGAACUGCUUCUUACCCUUAUUCCAACUCUUGUUCACCUACAAAUUCAUUCUUGAACUCAAGUCCGUUGAGUCAGAGAUCCAAGUCUCCAGAUACUGUUGUUCCCAUCUAUACAGUGAGAAUCAAAACCCCUUCUUCAACUUCAGCUUCAUCUACAAGGUUAUCUUCGUCUUCUUCAGAAAGGGAUUCACCGGAUAGAGGUUCAAGUCUUUCGGGGCAGAACACGGAAUCUCCAUCAAGGAUUGCGCUUAGGAAGCUGCCACCGCCACCUCCUCCUCUUCCUCCACCGCGUUUUUGGGAGGUUCCUGUUGCAGUGAAGGCUGUUUCCGAGACUAAUCCAGGGGGACCUCCGGUUCUUGUUGCGCCUUCCAGGCCAGUGGUGUUGCAAAAUUUGGCUGUGAAUGAGCAGCCAAAGAAGAAUGAGGGCUUAGGGAGCAGUGAGGAGACCCCGAAACCGAAAUUGAAGCCUUUGCAUUGGGAUAAAGUUAGAGCGAGUUCGGAUCGGGCCAUGGUGUGGGAUCAGAUAAAAGCAAGCUCUUUUCAAUUGAAUGAAGAAAUGAUUGAGACACUGUUUAUGGUGAAUAAUUCAAAUUUGGCCACAAAAGACAAUGGUCGCCGGCAGAUUCUGCCCUCUGUGAAUCACGAAAAUCGUGUGCUUGAUCCAAAGAAGUCUCAGAACAUUGCAAUUUUAUUGAGGGCACUGAAUGUGACCAUUGAUGAAGUCUGUGAAGCACUUAUGGAAGGCAAUUCAGACACACUUGGGACAGAGCUCCUGGAAAGCUUAUUAAAGAUGGCUCCAACCAAAGAAGAAGAGCAUAAGCUGAAGGAUUUCAAAGAUGAAUCACCUUUUAAGCUAGGUCCCGCCGAGAAAUUCCUGAAAGCGGUGCUUGACAUACCUUUUGCCUUCAAGAGGGUUGAUGCAAUGCUUUACAUUGCUAAUUUUGACUCUGAAAUUGAGUAUCUGAAGAGAUCUUUUGAAACUUUAGAGGCUGCUUGUGGAGAGUUGCGAAACAGCAGAAUGUUUCUGAAGCUUUUAGAGGCAGUGCUCAAAACUGGGAACCGCAUGAAUGUUGGCACCAAUCGCGGCGAUGCCCAUGCCUUCAAGCUUGACACGCUCUUAAAGCUUGUUGAUGUAAAGGGCACUGAUGGGAAAACCACACUUUUGCAUUUUGUUGUGCAGGAAAUUAUCAGAGCUGAAGGUUCUCACCUUUCUGGUGCCAAUCAGAAUCUGAAAGCUGAGAAAAUUCAGCGAUCGGAUAUUCAGGAUGAUGUUGAAUUUAGGAAGCUCGGACUGCUAGUUGUUUCUGGGCUGAGUGGGGAGCUCACUAAUGUGAAGAAGGCUGCUGCUAUGGAUUCAGAUGUUCUCAGUAUUGAGGUGGCAAAACUUGCUAGUGGUAUCCCUAAAAUCAGAGAAGUUAUAAAAUUAAAUGAAGAGAUUGCGUUAAAAGACAGUAGGCGCAAAUUCUCUGAGUCAAUGAAUGAGUUCCUGAAGAAGACGGAGGAAGAGAUUGUAAGGAUCCAAACCCAAGAGAGAGUUGCUCUCUCUAUGGUGAAGGAGAUAACAGAGUAUUUCCAUGGGAACUCGGCUAAGGAAGAAGCUCAUCCUUUCAGGAUUUUUAUGGUUGUAAGGGACUUCCUUUCUAUUCUUGAUCAAGUCUGCAAGGAAGUUGCAAAGGUCAAUGAGAGAACAAUAUACAGCUCGGUGCGUCCAUUGCCAAAUCCUACCCAUCUACCAGUUUUUCCUGGACUCAACGUAAGGCAGCAUUAUGGUUCCUCCGACGAUGAAAGCUCCUCAUCCUCAUCUUAGCUCCUGAUCAGUGCCUCACAUCUGCAUAUCUAAGCAGGUUAAAUUUCAGAAUGCAGCAGGCAGUGCAAAUGCGCUUGUGCGUAAAUCUCAACAUAUAUAUAAUGUAAUCUCUUUUUUGUUGGUUAAAUUUGUACUUAAAUAUAUUGACUUACAGGAUUUUGGAAGCUGUUUUGCUCUAUGUAAUAUACGGGAGGAAGUUAUAUCAGGAGGUAA
Messenger RNA from Theobroma umbraticum, 3917 nucleotides. RefSeq names its product Actin-binding FH2 (formin homology 2) family protein. Gene Ontology annotation, molecular function: actin filament binding. Gene Ontology annotation, biological process: actin nucleation; actin cytoskeleton organization. The record is from RefSeq and is a predicted model, not a curated record. Lineage: Eukaryota; Viridiplantae; Streptophyta; Magnoliopsida; Malvales; Malvaceae.